AUGCGCCGCCAUUCCACUUCCCACAUCCCUAGCCAGGUCAAAUCGCCCACCCGCUCCGCCUCCUCCCACAACACGGACAAAGCUUCCUCGUCCGCCGACAACGACACGCCUCCUCCUCGAGAGGCAGGCACGAGUCUGGCGACUGCCCGCCGCCUGGCUCAGCAUCGUAUCGAGGCUACGGCGGCGGCCACGACGAGCCCCGGAUUCCACACCGUAGUCUGGAACGAGCAUGGUGCCUUGGUGGAGCGCUCCACCAUCGGCUUCCUGGGCACGGUCGUCGAGAGCAAGGUGUUCUACAGCCUGAGACGCGACGUCGAGGGCAGCGACGAGGCCGUUCUCGGCGUUGACAGGGGCGUGGGCGGCUUGCUGGACAGAGGCGAGGAUGGCAUUGAGACUGGCAGGGAGGGGUGCACGGGGAGUUGGAAUCUCGAUGGGAGUGUAGUACCGGUGGUGCCGAGUGGGAAGCUGGGGAGGCAGAGGGAUGUGUGGUGGCAUACGGAGCGGGCACGGUGGAGGGAGGUGCCGUUAGAGAGGUUCUGUGGAGGGGGCCGCGGGAGGGGGGGGGGUUAA
Drepanopeziza brunnea f. sp. 'multigermtubi' MB_m1 is the source of this 570-nucleotide messenger RNA. RefSeq lists its product as uncharacterized. The record is from RefSeq and is a predicted model, not a curated record. NCBI's taxonomy places the organism in Eukaryota, Fungi, Ascomycota, Leotiomycetes, Helotiales, Drepanopezizaceae.